ACCCGACCUCCUCUCUCUCUCUCUCUCUAAAACGACAGACCGUACCACGUGAUCUUCUUUAUUCCACUGUUACUCUGCCUCACCAACCUCUCUCUCUCUUUCUCUCUCUGUUUUCACCAAACUCAGUUCUCAGUUCUCACUCACUCACUCUCUGUUUAAUCUUUUUCAAGGGAAAACCUUUUCCUUUUCCCGAGAAUAUCAAAUUUAAAGCUCAAACCUUUUCCAACUGUAAAGCAAUUUUUAAAGUUUUCAAUCUAUAAAUUAUAAUCACACUUUAAACUUUAAAAACUCUCACUUUAAAUAUGCGGAAUUUUGCUUAGCUCAAUUUUUAAAUUCCGAAACCCUAGCCUUUUUUUCCAAAUGCACGGCUACAGUAGACUCGGCUCUUCGGCGAGGACUUCCUCCUCGUCGUCGCCGCCGUCGUCUCCGCGGUUCCGGCACGGCCGUAACAAGCUCUCCGGAGGCUGCUCCGGCGGCCGGAGCCCGAAGCAGACGAGCGCGGUGGAGAGAGUGGUGUACGUGUUCGUGUCGGCGGUGUUCCGGAGGCGAGGCGUGCUGCUUUUCGCGCCGGUGCUGUACAUUUCGCUGAUGCUGCUGUACAUGGGGUCGGUGGGGUUUGAUGUGGUGAAUUUGAAGCACAGUGUGGUUGGAGUUGUUGUGCACAGGAGCAAGCAUCGGACGGCAAUGGCGCCCGGUUCGGUUUAUCGGAGCCCUCAGGUGUUUGAGAAGUUGUGGCCGUUAAUGGAGGCUGAGAGUAAUGGGAGUAGAGUCAAUGCGUUGAUGACGGCAUGGAAUUCAACUGGGCGUCAAGGUUGGAAGCCUUGUGUUGACAAGAGUAUUUCAACAACAGGUUUCUCAGAAUUGCCAAAGUCAAAUGGUUUCCUAAUUAUUGAAGCAAAUGGUGGGUUGAACCAACAGCGCUUAUCGAUAUGCGAUGCAGUUGCAGUGGCUGGAUUACUGAAUGCAACUCUUGUCAUUCCAAUUUUUCAUUUAAAUAGUGUUUGGCGAGAUUCCAGCAAGUUUGGGGACAUUUUUGAUGAAGAUUUCUUCAUAUAUGCACUCAAAAAUCAUGUUAAUGUGGUCAGAGAGAUCCCAGAAGAUAUACUUCAGCGGUUUGACAAUAAUAUAAGUAAGAUUGUGAAUUUGAGAGUAAAAGGUUGGUCAAGUCCAACCUACUAUCUUCAAAAGGUCCUACCGAAGCUGGUGCAAAUGGGGGCUGUACGCAUUGCACCCUUCUCAAAUAGGUUGGCCCAGGAAGUUCCUUCAAAUGUCCAAUGGCUUAGAUGCCUAGCCAAUUAUGAAGCACUUAGGUUUUCAGGACCUAUAAGAAGGCUUGCAGAGAACAUGGUUGAUCGGAUGGUUAAGAAUAGCUCCCAGAGUGGCGGUAAAUAUGUUUCAGUGCAUCUUCGAUUUGAGGAGGACAUGGUAGCAUUUUCAUGCUGUGAGUAUGAUGGUGGGGAGGAAGAGAAACAUGAAAUGGAUAUUGCACGUGAAAGAAGUUGGAGAGGAAAAUUCAGAAGAAGGGGUAGAGUAAUAAGGCCCGGUGCAAAUCGGGUAGAUGGAAAAUGCCCUUUAACUCCAUUGGAGGUUGGAAUGAUGCUUAGGGGCAUGGGUUUCGAUAAUAACACCUCAGUAUAUGUUGCAGCUGGAAAAAUCUAUAAAGCGGAAAAGUACAUGGCUCCGCUUAAACAGAUGUUUCCACGUUUAGAGACAAAAGAUACUUUAGCCACUCCUGAAGAACUUGCUCCAUUUAAGGGCCAUUCAUCUAGGUUGGCUGCUCUUGAUUAUACGGUGUGUCUUCACAGUGAAGUGUUUGUCACAACUCAGGGUGGAAAUUUCCCCCACUUCUUGAUGGGUCACAGGCGCUAUUUUUAUGGAGGACAUGCUAAGACAAUCAAACCUGAUAAGAGGAAACUAGCAUUAUUAUUUGAUAGGCCUGAUAUCAGGAAGAUCGCCAGUGUUUGGGUCGAAGAUUGGUGAUGGGUUUGGUGGAGAUCGGCAUGGGUCACGAAGAUCGGUGAUGGUUUUGUCACCCCCAGAAACGAACAAGACCAUGGGUUCGGCCAUGGCUGAGACGAGAGAGAGAAUCGAUCCGGCGGGUUCUGUGGUUUUUUUUUUUUUUGCUGUGACCGGUGCUUAAAGGAAGAUCGCUAGUCUUUGGGUCGGAGAUCUCUAGUGUUUGGGUUGGAGAUUGGUGAUGGGUUUGGUGGAGAUCGACGUGGGUCACGGAGAUCGGUGAUGGUUUUGUCACCCCCAGAAACGAACAAGACCAUGGGUUCGGCCAUGGCUAAGACGAGAGAGAGAAUCGAUUCGGCAGGUUCUGUGGGUUUUUUUUUUUUUUUUUUUUGCUGUGACCGGUGCUUAAAGGAAGAUCACCAAUGUUUGGGUCGGAGAUUGGUGAUGGGUUUGGUGGAGAUCGGCGUGGGUCACGGAGAUCGGUGAUGGUUUUGUCACCCCCAGAAACCAACAAGACCAUGGGUUCGGCCAUGGUUGAGAUGAGAGAGAGGAUUGAUCCGGCGGGAUCUGUGGUUUUUUUUUUUUUUU
Molecule: messenger RNA, 2544 nt
Organism: Quercus lobata
Lineage: Eukaryota; Viridiplantae; Streptophyta; Magnoliopsida; Fagales; Fagaceae
Product: O-fucosyltransferase family protein
Exons: 10
Coding region: 361-1980 (539 amino acids)
Source: RefSeq, a predicted model, not a curated record